Messenger RNA from Caenorhabditis bovis, 645 nucleotides. NCBI's taxonomy places the organism in Eukaryota, Metazoa, Nematoda, Chromadorea, Rhabditida, Rhabditidae. The record is from the annotation of a GenBank genome assembly.
AUGUCGUUUUAUGAGCAAAGCGGCUCAAAAGCAGAUGGCACGAAUCACAGAAGGACAUGGGAUACUAACGAAUAUUCGCUGAAAGCCCAUGCGCGGGCUCUUGAGGAAAAAGAGGCGGAAGAUAUUCGUUUAGGAAGAAAGAAGCCGACUGAGCCGAAAGUGAAACGAGAAUUACUUCAAGCGCGUGAUUAUAAAGUUGAUUUGGAAUCGAAAGUUGGAAAAUCGGUGGUAAUCAAUAAAGCAACGCCAUCCGCUGAAACUGGAGGAUUCUAUUGUAAUAUUUGCGAUUGUGUUGUGAAGGAUUCAAUUAAUUUUCUUGAUCAUAUUAAUGGAAAGAAUCAUCAAAGAAACAUGGGAAUGUCCAUGAAAACGAAGAAGAGCACACUGGAUGAUGUGCGUGCGCGAUUCCGAAUCAAUAAAGAGAAAAUGGAGCGGGAAAAGAAGGAGAAACAAAUUGAAGCGUUAUUAGAAGACGUGCAAGAGGAAGAAGCUCGAAUAGCAGAUUACAAGAAGGAGAAGAAAACCGACAGUAGAAAACGGAAGCGGGAAAUUAAGCAAGAUGAGGAGGAGGAUGGUGACGAUGGAUUGGAUCCCGAAUUACGAGCGAUGAUGGGAUUCUCAUCGUUCAAUUCCAGCAAGCGAUAA